Molecule: messenger RNA, 1443 nt
Organism: Microthlaspi erraticum
Lineage: Eukaryota; Viridiplantae; Streptophyta; Magnoliopsida; Brassicales; Brassicaceae
Source: the annotation of a GenBank genome assembly
AUGAAGAGGAACGCACUUUGGCUACUAUGCGUUCUGGUGUUACCGGCGAUAGCCUUUGGUGGUAGGAAACCGGAGAAGAAGGUAACGUCCGGGAGGAAGGAGGAUGACUUAGUGACUGGUUUGCCCGGUCAACCACCGGUGAACUUCAAACACUACGCCGGGUACGUGGAUCUCGGGCCUAUACAGAAGCAAAAGGCACUUUUCUAUUGGUUCUUCGAAGCUCAACAAAACUCCUCUCGUCGUCCUCUCGUCCUUUGGCUCAACGGAGGACCUGGUUGCUCAUCGAUUGCCUAUGGAGCUGCCCAAGAACUAGGCCCUUUCCUUGUUCGCACCAGCGGUCCCAACCUUACCUUCAAUAAUUUCUCAUGGAACAAAGAGGCCAAUAUGUUGUUCUUGGAAGCACCGGUUGGGGUUGGGUUCUCGUAUACCAAUAACUCAGAGGACCUUCAAAAGCUUGGGGAUGAAGUUACCGCACAAGAUUCCCUUGCUUUCUUGAUCAACUGGUUUAAGAAAUUCCCCGAGUUCCGAUCCAGCGAGUUUUACAUCACCGGAGAGAGUUACGCCGGUCACUAUGUUCCUCAGCUUGCGGAGGCAAUAUACGACAGGAACAAGAAGGUUGCAAGAGACUCUCACAUCAAUCUCAAGGGUUUCAUGAUUGGGAACGCGGUGAUAAACGAGGAAACAGACAUGGCAGGACUAGUGGACUUCGCAUGGAGCCACGCUAUAAUAUCGGACGAGCUCCAUAGCAACAUCCAUGGCUCGUGUCUUUUUGAGGAAACGCAAACCACCACCAACAAGACCGUACUAUGCUACGAAAGUAUCAAAGGGUUCAUGGAAGCUUACAACGACAUCGAUAUAUACAGCAUCUACACUCCCGUUUGUCUCUUGUCUCUGUCUUCCUCUUCUCCAAGAAAACCUAAACUCGUCGUGUCUCCUCGUCUCCUUACGUCCCACGAAUUGUGGGAUAAGUUGCCGGCCGGGUACGAUCCAUGUACCGAAGGCUAUACAGAGAAGUAUUUUAACCGGAAAGAUGUGCAGACCGCACUCCAUGCUAACGUUACAAACCUUCAUUAUCCUUACACUCCUUGCAGCGGGGUAAUAAGGAAAUGGAGAGAUGCUCCUUCCACCGUGAUUCCCAUCAUCCAGAAGCUUAUGACCGGUGGCCUCCGCAUCUGGAUCUAUAGUGGAGAUACAGAUGGGAGAGUUCCGGUAACAUCUACGCGUUAUAGUAUAAAGAAGAUGGGACUUAAGGUGGAGUCACCGUGGAGGUCAUGGUUCCACAAGAGUCAAGUGGCUGGAUGGGUUGAGACCUACGCCGGAGGAAUAACUUUUGCCACCGUGAGAGGAGCUGGUCACCAGGUUCCGGUGAUUGCUGGGCCGCAAUCACUCUCCUUAUUCUCUCACUUCCUCUCUUCCCUCCCAUUGCCUUCAAAACGCCUAUAA